Triplophysa dalaica is the source of this 2061-nucleotide messenger RNA. RefSeq names its product phosphatidylinositol-specific phospholipase C, X domain containing 1 (gene plcxd1.1). The transcript has 6 exons. The record is from RefSeq and is a predicted model, not a curated record. Bases 686 to 1651 code for a protein of 321 amino acids. Gene Ontology annotation, biological process: lipid metabolic process. NCBI's taxonomy places the organism in Eukaryota, Metazoa, Chordata, Actinopteri, Cypriniformes, Nemacheilidae. Gene Ontology annotation, molecular function: phosphoric diester hydrolase activity.
CUGGCCGGGUGGAGAAUGCAGUGGACAGGCUUUUUAUCCUCUUUAUUUUUUUUACCUUAACCUUAUAUCUCCUCAAGAAACGCCAAGCAAGAUAUACAUUUGUUUAACGAUCGACAUGAAAAGGACACUCUGAAACGAGCUGAAUUUCACGGAGACUAUUUCGGUUGUCUUGACAUCGGGAUCUUGUCUUGGAUACCGAGCCCGGUUUAACCGUAUACCGCCAAUGACAAGUUCUCCUCCGCGUUCUAUCAAUAUCACUUAAAGACGAUGUUUUGGGAAUCGAUGAAUUGGACGAAUAUCUUGUUUCCUUACUUCCGAGUUUGAUGGAGCCGGUUUAACCUGCACUUUUCCGACAGCUUUCUCAUUUAAAACAUUUUCACAGAUUUUGGUUGGGACUAGGAGCCUAAAUUAUAAAUCUGGUAAAUCCUACGACAAUGUUCACGAAUAGUUACCUCCCAAGGAUUCCUCGUUGGAAUUUGAAUGACGUCCUUCAUUUGAAUACGCACUAGUCUAUCCUACCAUCUCUGUUUUUACUGAAUUUGAAUGUUUCGAGACUUACUUGAAUGACUUACAUGCAACAUACAAUUCAAUGAAAAUGAAUUGUAUGUUGCAUGGAAGUCAUUCAAGUAAGUUUCGAAAAAUGAACUGAAUUCACCCACCUUUUCAUUUUUCACAGUAAUUCAAGAUGACAUCGGAGGACAGACAAGUGACGUUGAGUGAGCUUCCCAUGGAUAACUGGAUGGCCCAUCUGCCUAGUGCACUGUGGGAUACCCCUCUCUGUUUCAUGGCUAUUCCAGGAAGCCAUAAUGCAAUAACGUACUGUCUGGACAAAAAUGACCGGUCCCCGGUGGACCUCACCCAGCCGGAUAUGCUGCAAAAGCUGGACAAGUAUAUGAAGCCCAUCAUACGACCGUUUGUUUACAAGUGGGCAAUAGCACAGGAGUGUAACGUUAGGGAGCAGUUAGAUUCUGGAGUGAGAUACUGUGACCUGAGGAUAGCACAUCGGCCCAAUGACAGCUCUGAUGAUCUCUACUUUUACCAUGGUGUUUAUACCACUGUUACUGUGGAGACAGUAUUAAAGGAGAUCAGUGAGUGGCUCGAUGUUCAUCCAAAGGAAGUUGUCAUUCUCUCAUUUAGUCACUUCCAGGGCCUCUCUCAGGAACUCCACACACAGCUUGUCUCAACUAUAAAGAGCGUUUUUGAUUCCAAACUGUGCCCCAAAACGGAAUGUGUGACGCUACGGAAUUUAUGGAGCCGGGGUUAUCAAGUUAUCAUUUCAUAUGAGCACAAUGGUGCUAACUGCCACCAUGAGCUCUGGUCCCACAUACCUUAUUGGUGGGCCAACAAGUCCAAAGCUGAAGCCCUGAUUGAGGAAUUUGAACGUAGAAAACAAAACGGACGACCAGGAGGGUUCUUUGUGACCGGCAUCAAUCUUACUGAAGAUCUGAAGUACAUAUGCUCCCAUCCCACAGAGUCGCUGAAGGAUAUGGUGAUGUCUACAUAUCCCACAUUACUUGGCUGGGUCCGGCAGCAGAAGCCUGGCUCUAGAACUGGCUCUCUCAACAUCAUAGCUGGGGACUUUGUGACAGAGAGUAAAUUCGUACCGACUGUUAUUGCACUAAAUGAACAUCUGCUGGACGGGACUACUUGAUUAGUCUUCACAAUGUAUGUAAUGUUCGACGUAUGAUUCUUUUUUAUUCCUGUGAUGGACUUUUUUACUAGUCAAGUAUGACAAAUAUGACUUUGCACUUGUGAUGAUGAAUAAUUGGUGAUUAUGCACUUAUUGAGUAAUGGUGUUUAAUUUUAAGUUACGGGUAGAAUAAUGCAUUGAUUUUAUGACUUGAAUUUGCUGUCUUAUGAAGCUUAUUUAUGCAGUGACCACUGUAUACCUCUGACCUUGCAAUAUUGUAAGCACAUUUUAAGCACCUGGUUCCUGCAGGAUAUUAUUAUAAGGAUCCAGGGUAUCACAACAUUAAAACAUGCAACAGUCAGAAACACAAUGUUACACAGAGGGAUACAAUAACUCAUUUUUACAUUUUUCAAAAGACUAUCAAACACUCA